UAGGGGCAGGAGGACACAGACAGUAGUUUUUUUUUUCUGGCAGAUGUCGGCCGCAGCAGAGGAACAAGCCCGAACCUAACGAAGGCGGGGUUAAAGAAAAAACAAGGAAUUUCCUGGUGAGCUACGACAACGCUGGAAGAUGAAUGUGGGCGUAGCUCACAGCGAGGUGAACCCCAACACACGGGUGAUGAACAGCAGAGGGAUAUGGCUCACCUACCUGCUCCUGACCGUUGUCUUGCAUGUCGUCCUGCUCAGCAUACCUUUCUUCACUGUGCCACUUGUCUGGACCCUUACCAAUGUCAUCCACAACCUGGUGAUGUACCUGUUUCUACACACAGUGAAGGGAACUCCCUUUGAGACACCAGACCAAGGGAAAGCUCGUCUUCUUACACACUGGGAACAGAUGGACUACGGUGUCCAGUUCACAUCUUCGCGCAAAUUCCUCACCAUCUCACCAAUCGUUCUGUAUAUUCUUGCCAGUUUCUACACAAAAUAUGAUCCCACACAUUUCCUGAUCAACACAAGCUCCCUCCUUAGUGUCCUCCUCCCAAAGUUGCCUCAAUUUCAUGGAGUGCGGAUAUUUGGGAUCAAUAAAUACUGAGAACUGACUGAACACUGGAUUUUAAGGACCAACACUGGACUACUUUUUUUUUUUGUUUGUUUCUGCUGAACUGUUUUAUGUUUAGAGUUUGAGGAGGAGAGAUCCAGUUCAAUUUGUCUUAACUGUACAGACUGUGUGGAGUAAUAUAUUGAAGUUGCAGUUUUUGCUGCCUCUUGCAGCUUGAAAGAAAAGUAAAUGCACCACUGCUGAAAGUAAAUUUCUUCUUUACUGACAUUUCUGAUGUAUGUUCGUGAUGUAUAUUUGUUGCUCUGUCUCAGCUUUUCUGUUACAGUACAACUGUCAGUGUCUAGUUAUCAGGUUCUUAAUGAUAGUUUCAAAUUUCCUUUUUUUCAUGCUUUUUUUUUUCUUGAUUUACUAUGAAGGAAUUACAUGCAGCAUGCAUAUACUUGCCUACACUAAACCCUGCAGUCUUUGUUUUGCUAUGAUACACAUGAUUAUAUAAUUUACUGUUUGAUUUCAAAUCUGGAUGUCUUUUCCUGUUUAUAAAAUUAGCAGUGACAGCUACAUGAUGUGCACACAUGGUUGUCUUAUCUUUGUUUCACAUGCCCGAGUAGGAAGACUGCCAAAAUCCUUUUUCGUGGAGGUUUAAAGAAUCAAUUGAUCAGUUGUGGGCUAGUUUGUAAGCAAUGGGGAACUCCAGACACUUUACAUGAAGCCACAAUGUGUGUGUGGGGGUGUCACAGUGCAAUAUGUUCAUAUAUCCAAGGGAUUCCCCCCUUCCUCAAGCAAUGUGGUCAUGUUUGCAUUGCAGUGAGGUUUCCAUAUUAGUGACGUGUGUUUUGGGAAAGAAGCACACAGGAAACGCAGCGGCAUGUGAAUGUGAUUACACUGUUGUAUAUGCCUACCUGAGCCUGGGAAACGCAUGCAAAUAAUGCUAGUUUAAUCAGCUGUUUCAAACGUGUCGUGUAUUCAAGUACAAAACCAUUGCAACAUUUAAUGUUAAGAGGCCAGAGGUGGGACGCAGAGGCCGGUUGAGCUGGAUGUCACAAUGUUUUUUUUUCUCCAACAUAUACUGAGAGCUGCCUGAUUUAAGAUAACGCUAUCUCGCUUGAACAGCAAGUUAGGUCAACCACUGCAGUUUUCCCCAGUUCUACUUCCACUUUUAAUUGAAAUGAAGUCAGUGAAGCUUGAUGAGAGGUAUUAGAUAUAGGCAGUAUAUUUUAAACUGAGGGCAUGCAGUGCACAGGACAAGGGACUCAGAGUAUGACACAUGCAAUUCAAGUGUACGCUUAUCAUCACCUUGUUUGAGAUUUUAACUUUUGAGACACAGAUUUACAGAUACCACAGGACAUGUCAGAGGGAAUGUGCAGAUAUGAGAAAGGUCAGAAAUUUCUACAUUGAAGUCACAUUUAAACAUGAGAUUUAAGAUGUAAUAGAGGCCCAAAGGAAGAAAGCCGAGAAAAAAAAGUUUCAAAAAAAGAGUUUUCAAAGUAAAAUGCCUUCUCACUUGGGAAAAACAAAA
Molecule: messenger RNA, 2084 nt
Organism: Seriola aureovittata
Lineage: Eukaryota; Metazoa; Chordata; Actinopteri; Carangiformes; Carangidae
Gene: ormdl2
Product: ORMDL sphingolipid biosynthesis regulator 2
Exons: 4
Coding region: 140-601 (153 amino acids)
Biological process (GO): ceramide metabolic process; negative regulation of ceramide biosynthetic process; intracellular sphingolipid homeostasis
Cellular component (GO): endoplasmic reticulum membrane
Source: RefSeq, a predicted model, not a curated record